Messenger RNA from Scaptodrosophila lebanonensis, 2210 nucleotides. It is a transcript of the gene phr6-4, whose product is annotated as cryptochrome-2. The record is from RefSeq and is a predicted model, not a curated record. The transcript has 2 exons. Gene Ontology annotation, biological process: entrainment of circadian clock by photoperiod; circadian regulation of gene expression. The coding region runs from base 114 to 1739 and encodes 541 amino acids. NCBI's taxonomy places the organism in Eukaryota, Metazoa, Arthropoda, Insecta, Diptera, Drosophilidae. Gene Ontology annotation, cellular component: cytoplasm; nucleus. Gene Ontology annotation, molecular function: DNA binding; FAD binding.
GACGCAUAUGCAUGCAGGCGCAGUAAUGCACUCCACAUAUUAUAAAUUACCAAUUGGUGAGAAAAAAACAAAGCAACAACCGUUACUGUCAUUAUCACGUGGUGAUCUUAAAUAUGGAAUCACAACGUCGUACCUUAGUUCAUUGGUUCCGCAAAGGACUUCGUGUGCACGACAAUCCUGCUCUGGAGCGUGUUUUUUCAACUGCUCGAGCUUCUCCAGAGAAGUUCUACGUGCGACCAAUCUUUAUACUUGAUCCGGGAAUCUUGGAUUGGAUGCAAAUCGGUGCCAAUCGCUGGCGUUUUCUUCAACAGACUCUGGCUGAUCUAGACAAGCAAUUGCGUCAGUUGAAGUCGCGACUGUAUGUGGUGCGCGGCAAGCCAAUUGAAGUUUUUCCUCAACUCUUUAAGCGCUGGCAGGUGGAGCUGUUAACCUUUGAAUCUGACAUAGAGACUUACGCACAACAACGCGAUGCAUCGGUGCAGAAAUUGGCACGGACUGCAGAUGUAAAAGUAGACAUCCACUGCUCCCAUACGAUCUACAAUCCGGAAGUGGUCAUAGCUAAAAAUCUUGGCAAAGCGCCAAUAACAUACCAAAAAUUUCUUAGCAUUGUAGAUCAGUUAAAAAUACCGGCUGUGCUGGAGCGACCUAAAGUAUUAACAAUGAAUAUGAAACCGCCAGCAGACGAGCUUGAAUUAGAAGAUGCUAAUGUAUACGACUGUCCCACUCUUGAGGAGCUUGUCAAACGACCCGAGGAGCUAGGAGUCAACAAGUUUGCAGGAGAAACGGAGGCGUUGAGACGCAUGGCCGACUCUCUAGGCGAUGAGCUUUGGGUUGCGAAUUUCGAGAAGCCUAAGACAGCACCUAAUUCGCUGGAACCUAGUACCACGGUGUUAAGCCCGUAUUUAAAGUUUGGCUGCCUCAGUUCUCGGGUGCUGCAUAAGCGACUGAGGGAAAUUCUGGCCAGGCAACCAAAGCAUUCCAAGCCACCUGUAUCGCUCAUUGGACAGCUUAUGUGGCGAGAGUUUUACUAUACGGUUGCUGCAGCUGAUCCUAAUUUUGACCGAAUGUUGGGUAAUGCCUAUUCAUUGCAAAUCCCCUGGCAAGAGAAACCAGAGCACCUGGAGGCAUGGACUCACGGACGCACUGGUUAUCCAUUCAUUGAUGCGAUAAUGCGUCAGUUGCGGCAAGAGGGUUGGAUACAUCACUUGGCACGACAUGCGGUCGCGUGCUUUCUGACGCGAGGCGAUUUAUGGAUAAGCUGGGAGGAGGGCCAACGAGUCUUUGAGCAGCUACUACUCGACCAGGACUGGGCACUAAACGCUGGCAACUGGAUGUGGCUUUCAGCCUCUGCUUUCUUUCAUCAAUACUUUCGCGUCUAUAGCCCAGUGGCGUUUGGCAAGAAAACUGAUCCCUCGGGCGACUAUAUACGCAAAUAUGUGCCGGAAUUGGCGAAAUAUCCAUCAGGCUGCAUCUACGAACCCUGGAAGGCAACUUUGAGCGCGCAAAGAGAAUACGGCUGUGUGCUAGGGGAAGAUUAUCCUCAUCGAAUUGUUAAUCAUGAUGUGGUGCACAAAGAGAAUAUUAAACGCAUGAGCGCGGCCUAUAAAGUAAAUCGGCAAGUGCGUACGGGGAAAAUGGAGGACGAGGAGGACGAACAGGAGCAGAUCAGCACAGGCAAACGGAAGGCACGCGCCGUGGGAACUUCAGCCAAAAGCAAGCGCAUUAAAAAUGUUGCAUAAAUUUUGAAUAAGAUGAAGGCAAUUUUACUUCAUUCGUACAUCUACAACAUAAAUAUGUACAUACAUACAAUUUUGAAUAAGAUGAAGUUAUUCUACUUCUCUUGUACCUCCACACAUAUGUACAUGUAUAGAUACAUAUGUACCGAUGUUUAUAUGCCCAUCGACCAUUACGUUUUUAAUUGCGCUGGUCGACGCCAUUUGUUUGCCUCGGCCAUAAAAGUCCAUUAUGGAAAAAACCUUAAGCUGCAUCAACGAUGGUUUUGGCCUUGGCUCGUCAAUAAUGUUCCGUAUUACCAAGCAGAGUUGGCGUAUACAUAUGUAUAUCUUACGAACCUGCCAAUGAUAGCUACCGAACACACACUGCAUCUUGGCUUUUUUUCAUGGAUAUCAUUUGCACAGAAAUCGAAUUCAGAAGUUUCAUUCCCCAUAUUCAAUUUGAUUGCAAUAUCUUUAUAAAUAAAAUAGUUUUUG